Manis javanica (Malayan pangolin) is the source of this 6122-nucleotide messenger RNA. Lineage: Eukaryota; Metazoa; Chordata; Mammalia; Pholidota; Manidae. The record is from RefSeq and is a predicted model, not a curated record.
GAAAAUGCCACCAGAUGGCGGGUUAGGAUUGCAGCUCCGUUGAAGGCGCGGCCCCCGCUCCUGAACCCCCGGCGACCACCCCGUAACAACCCCCCCACAUCGGGAAUAACACACCGGAGACUUUUGGGGGGAAACUAGGUCGACGGCCGGCGGCGCCCGUAUGGGCAGCUGAGGAUUGGUUUGAGGUCAUUUUUAAAGUUUUGACUUAUAAAGCACUUGAUUCUUUUGUUCCAUUGUGGAAAGACCUCUUCAGCAAUGAUUACAUCAGAGUUACCAGUGUUACAGGUUGGGAAUAGAGAGUGCAUGAGGGAUUCAACUAAUGAAACUACUGCCCAUUCCGAUGCUGGCAGCGAACUUGAAGAAACAGAGGUCAAAGGAAAAAGAAAAAGGGGUCGUCCUGGCCGGCCUCCAUCUACAAAUAAGAAACCUCGAAAAUCUCCAGGAGAGAAGAGUAGAAUUGAAGCUGGAGUUAGAGGAACAGGCCGUGGAAGAGCAAAUGGGCACCCUCAACAGAAUGGUGAAGGGGAGCCUGUCACAUUAUUUGAAGUGGUGAAACUGGGGAAAAGUGCAAUGCAGUCCGUGGUGGAUGACUGGAUUGAAUCAUAUAAACAAGACAGGGACAUCGCACUUCUGGAUUUAAUCAACUUUUUUAUCCAGUGUUCAGGAUGUCGAGGUACUGUGAGAAUAGAGAUGUUUCGAAAUAUGCAGAAUGCAGAAAUCAUCAGAAAAAUGACUGAAGAAUUUGAUGAGGACAGUGGUGAUUAUCCCCUUACCAUGCCUGGACCUCAGUGGAAAAAAUUUCGUUCAAACUUUUGUGAAUUUAUUGGAGUCCUGAUUCGACAGUGUCAGUAUAGCAUAAUUUAUGAUGAGUAUAUGAUGGACACAGUAAUCUCCCUUUUGACUGGUUUAUCAGACUCCCAGGUCAGAGCUUUUAGGCAUACAAGUACCCUUGCUGCCAUGAAGCUCAUGACUGCUCUGGUGAAUGUUGCCUUAAACCUCAGUAUUCAUCAGGAUAAUACCCAGAGACAGUAUGAAGCUGAGAGAAAUAAAAUGAUUGGGAAGAGAGCCAAUGAAAGGUUAGAGUUACUACUUCAGAAACGCAAAGAGCUACAAGAAAAUCAGGAUGAAAUUGAAAAUAUGAUGAACUCUAUUUUUAAGGGUAUAUUUGUUCAUAGAUACCGUGAUGCUAUUGCUGAGAUCAGAGCCAUUUGUAUUGAAGAAAUUGGAGUGUGGAUGAAAAUGUAUAGUGAUGCCUUCCUAAAUGACAGUUACCUAAAAUAUGUUGGCUGGACUCUUCAUGACAGGCAAGGAGAAGUCAGGCUGAAGUGUUUGAAAGCUCUUCAGAGUCUAUAUACCAACAGAGAAUUAUUUCCCAAAUUGGAGUUAUUCACUAACCGAUUCAAGGAUCGCAUUGUAUCAAUGACACUUGAUAAGGAAUAUGAUGUUGCUGUGGAGGCUAUUCGAUUGGUUACUCUGAUACUUCAUGGAAGUGAGGAAGCUCUUUCCAAUGAAGACUGUGAAAAUGUUUACCACUUGGUGUACUCAGCACAUCGCCCUGUUGCUGUGGCAGCUGGAGAAUUCCUUCACAAAAAUUUUCUUCUUGGUGGAGCCGCAGUUGUUGUUGAUGGGCUGUGGACAGGGCCACCUUUCUGCCUGUCUUCUGACAGUGACUGUUCUCUGUCAGCAGAGGCCCUUUGUCAGCUGUGCAGCCAUGCUUCUCUUGGGAUGUUUGUGUGUGGCACCACCUGCCUGCCCAACAGCAGUGGCAGUGCUACUGUGCCUACGGGUUGGUUACAUGAACAUGCAGCCUACUUGGUGGACAGUUUGUGGGAGAGCUCUCAAGAACUGUUGAAAGACUGGGAAUGUAUGACAGAGUUGCUGUUAGAAGAACCUGUUCAAGGAGAGGAAGCAAUGUCUGAUCGCCAAGAGAGUGCUCUUAUAGAGCUGAUGGUUUGUACGAUUCGUCAAGCUGCUGAGGCACAUCCUCCAGUGGGAAGGGGUACUGGCAAGAGAGUACUAACUGCCAAAGAAAGGAAAACUCAAAUUGACGAUAGAAACAAAUUGACUGAGCAUUUUAUUAUCACACUUCCUAUGUUGCUAUCGAAGUAUUCUGCAGAUGCAGAGAAGGUAGCAAACUUGCUACAAAUCCCACAGUAUUUUGAUCUGGAAAUUUAUAGCACAGGAAGAAUGGAAAAGCAUCUGGAUGCUUUAUUAAAACAGAUUAAGUUUGUUGUGGAAAAACACGUAGAAUCAGAUGUUCUAGAAGCCUGCAGUAAAACCUAUAGCAUCUUAUGCAGUGAAGAGUAUACCAUCCAGAACAGAGUUGACAUAGCUCGAAGUCAGCUGAUUGAUGAGUUUGUAGAUCGAUUCAAUCAUUCUGUGGAAGAUCUAUUACAAGAGGGAGAAGAAGCUGAUGAUGAUGAUAUUUACAAUGUUCUUUCUACCUUAAAGCGGUUAACCUCAUUUCACAAUGCUCACGAUCUCACAAAGUGGGAUCUGUUUGGUAAUUGCUAUAGAUUAUUGAAGACUGGAAUUGAACAUGGAGCUAUGCCAGAACAGAUAGUCGUACAGGCCCUGCAGUGCUCCCAUUAUUCGAUUCUUUGGCAGUUGGUGAAAAUUACUGAUGGUUCUCCUUCCAAAGAGGACUUGUUGGUAUUAAGGAAAACAGUGAAAUCCUUCUUGGCUGUUUGCCAACAGUGCCUAUCUAAUGUCAAUACUCCAGUGAAGGAACAGGCUUUCAUGUUACUCUGUGAUCUUUUGAUGAUUUUUAGCCACCAAUUAAUGACAGGUGGCAGGGAGGGCCUUCAGCCUUUGGUGUUUAAUCCAGAUACUGGACUCCAGUCUGAACUCCUCAGCUUUGUGAUGGACCACGUUUUCAUUGACCAGGAUGAGGAGAACCAGAGCAUGGAGGGUGAUGAAGAAGAUGAAGCUAAUAAAAUUGAGGCCUUACAUAAAAGAAGGAAUCUACUUGCUGCCUUCAGCAAACUUAUUAUUUAUGAUAUUGUUGACAUGCAUGCAGCUGCAGACAUCUUUAAACACUACAUGAAGUAUUACAAUGACUAUGGUGAUAUUAUUAAGGAAACACUUAGUAAAACCAGGCAGAUUGAUAAAAUUCAGUGUGCCAAGACCCUCAUUCUCAGUUUGCAACAGUUGUUUAAUGAACUCGUUCAAGAGCAAGGUCCCAACCUAGAUAGGACAUCUGCCCAUGUCAGUGGCAUUAAAGAGUUGGCACGUCGCUUCGCCCUUACAUUCGGACUCGACCAGAUCAAGACACGAGAAGCAGUUGCUACACUUCACAAGGAUGGCAUAGAAUUUGCUUUUAAAUACCAAAAUCAGAAAGGACAGGAAUAUCCACCUCCUAAUCUGGCUUUCCUGGAAGUACUAAGUGAAUUUUCUUCUAAACUUCUUCGACAGGACAAAAAGACUGUUCAUUCAUAUCUGGAAAAAUUCCUUACGGAGCAAAUGAUGGAAAGGAGGGAAGAUGUAUGGCUUCCACUCAUAUCCUACAGAAACUCACUAGUCACUGGAGGUGAAGAUGACAGAAUGUCUGUGAACAGUGGAAGCAGCACUAGUAAGACCUCGUCAGUAAGGAGUAAGAAAGGCCGACCCCCACUGCACAAAAAAAGAGUAGAAGAUGAAAGUUUGGAUAAUCCAUGGCUAAACAGAACUGACACCAUGAUUCAGACUCCUGGCCCCCUGCCGGCACCACAGCUUACUUCCACUGUCCUGCGGGAGAACAGCCGGCCCAUGGGAGAACAGAUUCAGGAACCCGAGUCUGAGCAUGGCUCGGAACCUGACUUUUUGCACAAUCCUCAGAUGCAGAUUUCUUGGUUAGGCCAGCCGAAAUUAGAAGACUUAAAUCGGAAGGACAGAACAGGAAUGAACUACAUGAAAGUGAGGAGUGGAGUAAGACAUGCGGUCCGGGGCCUAAUGGAGGAAGAUGCUGAGCCCAUCUUUGAAGAUGUGAUGAUGUCAUCCCGGAGCCAGUUAGAAGAUAUGAAUGAAGAAUUUGAAGACACCAUGGUUAUUGAUCUACCCCCAUCAAGAAAUCGGCGAGAGAGAGCUGAGCUGAGGCCAGAUUUCUUUGAUUCUGCAGCUAUCAUAGAAGACGAUUCAGGAUUUGGAAUGCCUAUGUUCUGAAGUCUGAAGAAAAUUUACAAAUAUGGAACUCUAUUAUUUAGAGCUAGAGGCCUAUAUACUGUGAUAGCUUGUUCGGGGAAAAAACACUUUUGAUGUGAUCUGAUUUGUUUUUUAAUCAAAUGAUUGAGGUCAAUCCCUUUUUACAGUGACAGAAGAGGAGCAUGUAAAUUAUCCAAGGGAAUGUCACCUCAGAAAGACUGACCUGAAAAGUCAUUGUGUCCUAAUAGUGGACUUAUCCCAAUACAGAUGUGUGUGUUUUUCUGGAGGGAGGAAGAAAUUUUAAAUUUUUAAAACAGCUGUCAAGAUAAACACUGUUAUACACCUGUUUUAUGAAAACUCAGCAUUGAGUAAAAAAAAAAAAUAUUUUUAACUUUAUUUUCCUGUUGUACAAUUUAAAAACCGUUUUAACAUUUUGCCUUUUUAUGUUUUAAAAGCUAACCAUUUUUAUUAAACCUCUGAGUAAGCAGCUCGUCCUAAUUGCUGAAGAGUGUUUUGGAGCUCACUGGAUUUGGUUGACCUUGUGGAAUACAGAAAUAUGGAGAAGAAUAUCAACAAGCUAAGAUGAAAAUCUGACAGUGCAUCUCUGCCAAAAACCACACACCCUCUGUGGAUAUGGAUAUGAAUUCCCAGAUUUUAUAUACUCUUAAAUAAAAAGGUUUAUUUUUAUUUAUAAGGGGGCAUAAAAUAAGAAAUGUCCAUGCAGCCAUUUUUCCAACAGAUGCUGUACACCAUUCAUUUUAUAUAGAAUAGGGAAAUUCAAAUACAGUACAUUUUCUAUUGGUAUUUGUUCUGUGCGUUUUUAGCAACUUCUACCAGCAAAUAAAGUUCUCAGUAAAACAAAAUGGUUCUGAAGUUAUCAGUUUGCUAUUUUUACCACUUAUUUCAUGCCUUGCCAAAUUCAAGGUACAUAGACAUCCAUUUUCUUAAAAAGAUAAUCAUGAAGAACUCCUUUGCCAUUCAAAAGUAAUUUUAAGUGUAACAUAACUAUGUCUCCUUCCCAUGCACUUAAUACCCUUAUGCGCUAAUUUUGUGAAUUAAGUUUACCAAUUAUAGAAGUAUGUGCUGCAUAGAAGUCUGUGCUUAGAGGGUGAAGUUCCUAAGCUUACCUUGAAAUACAGCUACAUUUCAGUGUUAAAUGUGCAUAUUAAGAAUAAUUCUUUGGGGGAAAGAAAUUAAGAAUCUUCAGAACAGCCUUCAAUGGUUUAGAGUUAUAUUCUGCUUAGACUUUUAUGAUUUGCUGCUUUCAUUUGAAAAAGCCCACUUAGUUUCUUCCUUUUUGAUUUUUAAAGUAAGCCUCAGAAUUUCCAAACCAAUCCAUCCAUAAGUGUUUCUGGGCUGAUUUUUAAAGUAGCUGCAACAGAAUCAUGAAGCUUUUCCCUUUUUAUCAAAAACAAAAAGCAUUUUUUUAAAAAAUUCGGUGCAUCCAAUGAUUGUCUUUUGAUGGGAAAGCAGAAUGGGUUAUCUAAUUCAUCCUUUUAGUAAACAGACACAAGACAGAUUUUUCUCAACAUGUAUACAGUUCUAAAAAAUUUGGUCACCAAAAAUAUUUUAUCUGCUAAUUUAGCAAUUCCUGGGCUCGUUAGUUAGGGAGGCUGGGGUCUCACUUUCUUCCAGAAAUGUGGGCUUCACCAGAAGUGAAGGGGUAGAGCCCUGCCUGCCUGUGGUUCUGGCCAGGGAGCAAGCCAGGAGGAGGAGGUACCCUGGCAAAUGCAAACUGAUAAUUGCUUGACAGUUUGAUGUGGAAAACAGAUGCUGACUUAGAAUUGUAGACUACCAUGCAACAAAAAAAAGGCUUAAUAUCUACUCCAAUGGGUUUCCAGUUCAGUUUGAAGUCAGUCGAAUUUUUGUAUUUUCAGUGUCUCCUUGAUUGGUUUUGCUAGUAAUUCUGUAAAUUGUACAUUUGCAAUAUGAGGUUUUUUUUUCCUUUUGUACAAUUUGAAACUGAUGCUUCAUCUUUCCUUUAAUAAACUAUUCAAAAUCAG